This is a messenger RNA of Lasiodiplodia theobromae, 1407 nucleotides long. RefSeq names its product Amino acid transporter. The record is from RefSeq and is a predicted model, not a curated record. Gene Ontology annotation, biological process: amino acid transmembrane transport. The transcript is spliced from 4 exons. Gene Ontology annotation, cellular component: vacuolar membrane. Lineage: Eukaryota; Fungi; Ascomycota; Dothideomycetes; Botryosphaeriales; Botryosphaeriaceae. Gene Ontology annotation, molecular function: amino acid transmembrane transporter activity. The coding region runs from base 1 to 1407 and encodes 468 amino acids.
AUGUCGGAGAAGAAAUCAAGCCUUGAUAUUGCGCAAACACCACCUGACCGUGGAGUUGGAGAUGUAGAAGCGAUUGCGUAUGACAAAGAGGUCGAAAAUGAUUUCGAAGUCUUCAAAAAGGGCGAAGGCGUUGAUUUCAGAACCGUCGGCUGGGUCAAAGCAACCGUCAUCUUCCUCAAAAUCAUCUUUGCUACCGGAGUUUUGUCCAUCCCAACGGCCAUGUAUAGUCUGGGCGCUGUAGGCGGAGCACUCUCAGUCAUCGGAUGGGGCGCUUUAAACACCUACACAGCUGUCAUACAGGGAAACUUCAGGAACAAACAUGCCCAUUGCCAUUCCAUCGCCGACAUGGCUGAGCACGUCGGCGGCGUCGUCUGCAAGGAAAUCACCGGCGCUCUCUUCAUCAUCGCCUACAUCCUCUGCGCCGGCUCGGGCAUAAUCGGCGUCUCAACCGGCAUCAACGCGCUCUCCACGCACGCCGCCUGCACCAACUGGUGGGCCUUCCUCGCGACCGUCGUCAUCUGCGCCACCGCCGCCGUCCGCAAAUUCGAAAAGAUCGCCUGGCUAACCUGGGCCGGCUUCGGCUCCAUCUUCACCGCCGUCCUCAUCAUCGUCAUCGCCGUGACGACGCGCUCACGGCCCGCCGCCGCUCCCGCCACGGGCCCCUACGAGCUCGGCUACCACGCCGUCAUGUACCCGGGCUUCGCGGCCGGCAUGGUCGCGUCGGCGUCCAUCUUCGUGUCGUCGGCCGGCACGUCGGCGUUCCUGCCGGUCAUCUCGGAGAUGCGCGAGCCGCGCGAUUUCAAGCGCGCGCUGUACGCGGCGAUGGGGUUUGUCACGGCGUCGUAUUUGGCGUUUUCGCUUGUCGUGUAUAGGUGGUGUGGGAUGUGGGUGGCUAGCCCGUCGUUGGGGUCGGCGGGGCCGACGGUGAAGAAGGUCGCGUAUGGUGUUGGGUUGGUGGGCUUGGUCGUGUCGGCGUGCUUGUAUUUGCACGUCGCGGCUAAGUAUGUGUUUGUGCGCCUGCUGCGUGGGUCGAAGCACCUUCAGGCGGAUACGUUCGUGCAUUGGGCGACGUGGUUGGCGUGCGUAUUUGGGCUUGGUGCGCUGAGCUUCGUGCUCGCGCAGAGUAUUCCGAUUUUUAACUAUCUGUUGGCGCUGACGGGGACGAUUUGCUUCGCGCCGUUGGCGAUUACCUUGCCCGGGUGGUUGUGGUUGUUUGACCAUGGGGAGUGGAGAACAGGAGGGGUGAGGAAGGCGGCGUGGUAUUGGUUUCAUUGGUUUUUGGUGAUACUGGGUCUGUUCUUUUUGGUGGGAGGCACGUAUGGCGUUGUGCAGCAGAUCAUUGAUGCGUAUGCGGAUGGGACGAUUGGCUCGGCGUUUUCGUGUGCGGACAAUUCGGGCUCAACUUGA